UCAGAAAAACAUUUUUUUUUCUCCCAUUGGUCAGAAUUUGGAGGGGCGUUGCUAGUGGAGCCGGAAGUGAUUCCCUGUUUUUGUUCCGGAUGUUCCACACAUUUCAGCAGGUGACCUGUGCAACAACAUGGAUAGUUUUGAGGAGCGGCUUGCUGAGGCGGUGAGAAAGUAUGAGAAUUUAUAUAACACGUCUUCCAAGUCGUAUAAAGACCUGCAAAUGGUCAACAAUUCAUGGAAAGAGGUAGCUCUGGCUGUGAAUGCAGAGGAAGAGGUCUGUCGGAAGAGAUGGAGAUACCUCCGUGACAGAUUCGCAAAGGCUAAACGCCGGGUGAGCAAAAAGAGGAGCGCUGAUCCUGCAGGGAGGAAAUCGGUCCCUGCGCUCUUCACGUCCCUGCUGUGGCUCGACAAACACGUAAAACAUCGCGAGACGACGACCAUGUUGCAAACUGAGAAGAGAAGGAAGGCAGUUGUUAAUGCCGUCCCCACGCCACAGAACGUCCCGUCCUGUAACGCCGGUCCUCCUGCUGUCUGUCCUGAGUCAAUUAGGCCCGUUUCCAUGACGCUCCCGAGUAACAACUCCACCAUGAGAUCGACUUCCGGGUGUCCAAGUCGAGGAAGAGAGCAGGGACCGGAAGAAAGCAACAACCAGGUGGAUGAACGUUCCCAGCAGUUCCUGGUCCUGCAGCAGCAGCUGAGACCAGAAGGUGAUAAAGAACGGGACGCGUUUGCAGAAUGGCUCCGGUCAGCCAUGCACAACUUUGAGCACACCAUCUGGAGGAGGUGUCAGCGUGAGCUGACAGACGUCAUGUACAGAUUUAUCGCUGAGAACGAUGCACUGAGGGACGGCGGCCAGGGAAGGUUGCAAAUUGAGGAAAUAGAAUACAAGUGGCAGCCAAAAUAAGAGGAACAAGAUCUCCAUUUGUAAAGAACUUUAGUACUUUUAUAAACCACCCAUAAGUUAGGACAUUUUCUCUUAUAUUUUGGUUUGAAUAAGUAGGGAACACUGAGCACCUUUCCAGAUGUUUUCUUGUUCUGAUAUCUAGAAGAUAAAGCCAUUAAAGUGCCCUUUGUAUUAAAGAAAUAUUUGAUUUAUGACA
Messenger RNA from Cyprinodon variegatus (sheepshead minnow), 1097 nucleotides. RefSeq lists its product as uncharacterized. The record is from RefSeq and is a predicted model, not a curated record. Lineage: Eukaryota; Metazoa; Chordata; Actinopteri; Cyprinodontiformes; Cyprinodontidae. The transcript has 2 exons. Gene Ontology annotation, cellular component: transcription regulator complex; nucleus. Gene Ontology annotation, biological process: regulation of transcription by RNA polymerase II. The coding region runs from base 128 to 901 and encodes 257 amino acids.